Molecule: messenger RNA, 559 nt
Organism: Drosophila suzukii
Lineage: Eukaryota; Metazoa; Arthropoda; Insecta; Diptera; Drosophilidae
Source: RefSeq, a predicted model, not a curated record
AACUGAAGCCACACUUGACAACCCGCAGUUUAGCUAAAAACAACUGAAUUUUGAUAACAGAAAACCCAAUAAAAUAACUAUUAAAAUGCAUUGCAACAAGAUAAUCCUUCAACUGCUUGCCUGUUUUGCGACCCUGGAGCUGGUCUUCGGUUAUCCCCAGGAGCGUAUUACUUCAGCGGAACAGAUCCAAAGACUAAGCGACGCCAACGGUGGAGAAAAUCAAGCACUUAAAUCCAGUGAGGUCCUCGAUAACCUGUACAGAUAUGAGAGAACUUUGAGCAGAUUCCGAAGAGCUCUGGAGGAGCUGGCCUAUGAAGAGGCGGCUGAUGACAUGGAGCUGGCCGAGAUCAAUGUAUUCCGACCUCUUUUCCGUUACCGAUCUCAGGUGGUGAGGGCAAAGAAUCCCCAGCAACAGCAGUUUGGCUAACUGAUUAAUAGAACUUAGUAAUUUAAGCUUUUCACCUCGACACAUUUCCAAAAAACUGAUCAUAUACCAUUGAUAUUUUUAUACAAACCUAGACUCUUAAGAAAUAAAACAAAACUUAUUUAUAUUGUUAAA